Messenger RNA from Pogona vitticeps (central bearded dragon), 835 nucleotides. The record is from RefSeq and is a predicted model, not a curated record. Lineage: Eukaryota; Metazoa; Chordata; Lepidosauria; Squamata; Agamidae.
CCGCUUGCAGUGAUCGGGGCCCUGAUCGGGCGCCAGGAAGGGCGCAACAUCGAGGUGAUGAACUCCUUCGAGCUGCUCUCCCACACCGUGGAGGAGAACGUGGUCAUCGACAAAGAGUACUAUUACACCAAGGAGGAGCAGUUUAAGCAAGUCUUCAAGGAUCUGGAGUUCCUGGGUUGGUACACGACAGGUGGGCCCCCCGACCAGUCUGACAUCCAUGUCCACAAGCAGGUGUGUGAGAUCAUCGAGAGCCCCCUCUUCCUAAAGCUAAACCCCAUGACCAAGCACACUGACUUACCUGUCAGUGUCUUUGAGUCAGUGAUUGACAUCAUCAAUGGAGAGGCCACAAUGUUGUUUGCAGAGCUGACAUACACACUGGCUACUGAGGAGGCAGAGCGCAUUGGGGUGGACCAUGUGGCACGGAUGACAGCAACUGGCAGUGGCGAGAAUUCAACAGUGGCCGAGCACCUCAUUGCCCAGCACAGUGCCAUUAAGAUGCUACACAGCCGUGUCAAACUCAUUCUGGAAUAUGUUAAAGCUUCUGAAGCUGGUGAGGUGCCGUUCAACCAUGAGAUCUUACGUGAGGCGUAUGCUCUCUGUCACUGCCUGCCUGUGCUGAGCACUGACAAAUUCAAGACAGAUUUCUAUGACCAAUGUAAUGAUGUGGGACUGAUGACGUAUUUAGGCACCAUCACGAAGACCUGUAAUACUAUGAACCAGUUUGUGAACAAGUUUAACAUCCUCUACGACCGCCAAGGCAUUGGCCGCCGAAUGCGGGGGCUCUUCUUCUGAGGCACGUUGACCCUUCCUAAUAAAGCAGUAGUGCUGCCACAUG